AUUAAAAAAGAAAUGACAGGGUCACACUGAGAAUCCCAAAACCAAGUCAAAAUUAAUUAAUUUAGAACUGCCGUGCAUUUAAUUUCAGAUUUAGUUUAUGUCUAUAUUGUAUGGAGUGACUCGAGUGUUAACCAAACGCAAAGAAAAAUUCGCCGUGCUCCGUGGAGCCCAGCCAGCAGCAGCAGUAAAAUCAAGAAAAUAUAAGAACAACAAAUAACCAAGGCAAGACGGGAUCACAAAAAAAAAAAAUGGCUAAUAUGAUUAGCAAUAACAACAACAAAACGAAUAGCUCAACCAGCAGUGGCGCCAAUUCAUCUUCCUACGCUUACAACAAUUACAACAACAGUGUCAGUGGUGGAGAGAGUGGAGCCGGAGGCGGAGUUGGAGGAGGAUCUGGUCGAGUACAAACAUUGCGCGAUGUUUGCAAUAUGCUGAUGCCCAACCAAUACACGAUACCAACAGGUGGUUGUGCUUAUGACCAUAUUAUCAACCUAAUGCGAGACCUCAAUCUGCAGGACGAUGGUAUUGUCUAUAAUACAAAGAUCAAAGCCAUUGAAACUGACUUUUGUAAUAUAGUGCAAGACGAGACGAUGUUGUGUGAAUCUAUGGAAUAUAUGAAUGAAAAAGCCCUUUCGGACAGCGACACGGCAUUAAAGUUUGCCCUUCUCUUCUCUUCGCGCAAUUUUGAUGCUCUGGCCAUGAAGGAGACAAAAGUGCGCAGUGCCAUGCUAAAAAUACUUGAGACUAACUUUAUAAACGCCGAUGCAUAUCGUGUUCAUGAUAAGAAUCGUCUUUACAACUCUAUUAUUCUACUGGGAGAAUAUUAUAAUCGGGUGCGACUAGCGGAUCAUGCUCCCAUCACAAUUCUGGCCGAUUCGCUGCUUAAUCUAUUGAUACGGGAGAUAAAUGACACCAGUGUUGUGAUUGGCACACGCCUGGCACGUUUGGUGCUCUCACAGAUUACCCUUAAUGGUGAAUUAAUGCGCAAGACCCACAAGGAGCAAAUAGAUCAGUUGCUAUUCCAUGUCAGACGCCACUUAAUCCUCCAGCCCGCCUUGACAGCUAAAGUGAAGGCCAUGCUCAUGAUGGUGCUGGAUUUGUUUUACAGUCACUUUCGUCACAUCGGAAAUGAGCUGGAAGCCAUGUAUACCGACUAUCUGGUUGUGGAGGAAGGCGAGGAAGAGGAAGAUGGGCUGAAUAACAACCAAAAUGGUGGAGAUUUACCGUCUGCCCAGAUCCAGGAGGGAGAAAAUGGCAACAAAGUUCUUAACUCGUCACAAGAGCACGACUCUUUCGAUUCGCAGCCAACUUCUACCAAGAAAUGGAGCGAACAGGUCUGUGAGGAUUCCUUUUGUGAGACUGAAGGCACUGGGGCAGACGACGAUCAGUACGACAAUGAAAAUUUGGUGAAUUCAUAUGCUGCAUCAUCCUCGUCACAAGGACGCCCCGACUCGAACACCCGGGGUCGUCGUACCUAUCAGCCACGCAGUGCUCCCCGUCCAUUAAAACAACAGCAGCUUGAUCAGCAAUCACAAGACAACAGCACCUCCGACCAAUAUCCUUCCAUGGCCAGCAGUGAAGAUCGCGAUGAGUCUAAACCCCUACCGAGUUGGCGCAAGACCCGAUUUAAUCGGGUCAACAACGAUGCUGGUGAUCAGCACAAUGGACGCUCCCGUAACCAGCAACGACGGUUUAGUGCCAGCUUUGACGACGAUCAACAUAGUGUGCGCAGUGAAGGUGGUCCUAAUUUACGUUUAUAUAGCAUACAAGAUCGCAGAAAGCAUUCCCAGGAGCGAUACGAACGCAAUCAAGUCGGUGGAUUAGGGUCUAACUAUAACAGCAUUGUGAACUCCAACUGGGAUCAGCGCGAUCGGGAUGAUCGCAGCGAACGCUCCUACAUAAGCAAUUAUGAGCGUGGGAAUAGCUACAAGCGUGGUGGUCGGUACAACAAUCGCAACACUUACGACAAGCCACCGCGCUUUCAGAAGCAACAGCAGCAGCAACAACAACAGCAUCAUCAUCAUGGUCAGUCUGGUGGGCAUAAGAUUCAUAGCGACACUUGGCGACGAUCGAAUACGGCAGUCAAUGCAUAUCAGGAUGAAAACUGUGCCUAUAACUCCAACGGACCAGAUUCGAAUAGUCGGAGCUCAUCGCGAGCACGUACAUUGCCGCGACCAGCUAAAUCUCAAAUGGAUGAUGGUGGAAGGAAAUCCAAUUAUCGCUUCAGUCAGAGUCCAAGCCAUGCAAAAGCAGGAGGUAGCGCAGGAAGCGGCGCCCAACAUAGCUUCCCUCGCUACAGCAGUCAAAGUAGCCUAGCCAGCGAGGCGUCUAGCACAUUUGAUCGCCGCCAGCAGCAUCAUUCACACCAGCAGCCAAAACGACAUCGCAACUUCACACGUCGUUCCCAGCCCGAUAUACAUCAGCCGCAGAAUGCAGGCAGCUGGCAGCAUGAAUCGCCACAGUCGCAAUCGCAGUCACAGCCAUCGUCCAAAGAUGAAAGCGAGUUGGUACGCAAUGCCCAGCAGACCACCAAGUAUAUGAACUACCUUUCGGCGCAAAAAUGAGAAAAGGCCUGCCCGAGAAGGCGACGUGCCCAACGGCCUCUACAAGAACCUCGUUCGACACAUAGGCCAGUAGUUUGUAAAGCAAUCCAAUAAGUAAACUAGAUUUGUGGUCUAACCCACAUGGGGCGUCCCAGCAUUUUCCCCCAAAAAACCUUGAAUUGCUACUUAAAAAGUUUUCCCCAUAUAUAAAUAUAUAUAAAUUUAUUAUAUAGGAUUCGCUGUAAACGUAUGUUCUUAUCAAGCGCGUGGACUGUGUUUGCCUGUCUUCAAAUACAAAAAAAAAAAAAAAAAAAAAAAAAACAGCUCAAAUCUUGGACUUGACUUGUGCCCAUUAAAUAAAUAAUAUAUCUCCAAUCCAACACACAAAUCAAUCAUACUAAGGCUCAAUAAAGCAACAAACAGAAAAAUAAAACCAAACUCAAAAAUCGUAUGCAUUAAUUACACAUACAACCAUUGGAAAAAACAAACACAAAUUAUAUUGUAAAUAGCUUACAUUCAUAGUCAGUCAUCAGAUCGAUCACAAUCCACACACACACACACAUAUAUACACAAACACAUUUUAUACAAAUUGUUUAGAAACUAAGUACAAAGUCAUUGAAACAAAAACAAAUCCUAAAUCUAUUCUAAUGAAACAAGAAAAAAAAAAACAGAAAUCGUAAAAAAUCAUGUUGUUUAAAUGUUACAUGCACGUUAAGCAUAUAAAUUAUAUUUUUUAGCUAAAUAUUUAUAUACAAUAUAUCUAAAUGUCAUGUUACAAUAUUUGCAAAAAAGAAACCAAGAUUCUACAGAUUUAUUAAAGGAAUUAUACAUACAAUAAAAUUUACAAAUUUA
This is a messenger RNA of Drosophila willistoni, 3395 nucleotides long. RefSeq lists its product as uncharacterized. Gene Ontology annotation, molecular function: translation activator activity. Gene Ontology annotation, biological process: regulation of translational initiation. NCBI's taxonomy places the organism in Eukaryota, Metazoa, Arthropoda, Insecta, Diptera, Drosophilidae. The coding region runs from base 249 to 2564 and encodes 771 amino acids. The record is from RefSeq and is a predicted model, not a curated record. The transcript is spliced from 4 exons.